AUGGUAGUUCUUCAAUGGAGAUUUCAAUGGAGAGGGCUCUAUGGCAGAUUAAAAACCCAUUUUGCUUGGAAAAUAUCACAAGCAAUUUUGACUUUCCACAUUCUUACAUACAACACACAUAUGAGUCAGAGUUACCUAAUUGAUUGUCUUUUGGAACCUAUUUUUUGGUUUGUUGACAAUUUCGCUGGAUGCUUAGGAAAGGUUUUUGUGUUUUGUGUGACAGUCUUAACAACAGCUGUAGUUGCCAUAGCAUAUUGGGUUGGCUUACCAUAUUGGUGGGAAAAGAAUGCAUAUAUUACUGUUGGCUUAGUUGUCUAUGGAAACUGGCUGUUGCUCAAUAUUGUUUUUCAUUAUUACAAGGGUGUUACUACGCCACCUGGAUAUCCCCCUCAUGCUUCAACAAUAAUAGAGGCAGCCAGCAUAUGUAAAAAGUGUAUAGCUCCAAAACCUCCUAGAACGCAUCAUUGUUCAAUAUGUGAUAAAUGCAUUCUUGCUAUGGACCACCAUUGUCCUUGGCUUAAUAAUUGUGUAGGAUAUUUCAAUUCUAGAUAUUUUUUUCUUUAUAUGGCUUAUAUGGUAGUCGGAGUCACUUUUAUAAUAAUAGCUGGCUUGGACCUAGGAUAUCAAGUGCUGUGGGUAGCCGAUACUGGUGGUAUUACACAAGAAAAUGAUCCAGAUUUGAUUGGACAUCCGGUGCGUAUGAACCAGAGUGGAGUAUUUGUACCAGUUCAAGUGAUUGCAGAAUAUGACUCAGAGAAUUUUCCAAGACAUCACGAUUUACCAAUGCCAAUAAUAACUGAAGUCCAAAGAAUAACUGCACAUCAAUGGAAGAGAAAGGCUGUAGUAUUUAUGGCUAUCACAUGUGUGUCAGUGCUUGUUGCUUUAGGUACAUUGACAGUCAUGCAUGGGAAGAAUAUCAGUAAGGGUGAAACUAGUAUAGAAGCUCAUAUAAAUACAGUAUUAAGAAAAACCCAUAAACAUAAGUUUAGGAACCCCUAUAAUUUUGGUCGGAGAAAAAAUUGGAAGCUGUUUCUAGGCUUAACUCAGGGAAGGACUUUUCUGAGGCAUGUGCUUUUUCCAUCUAGUCAUCCCCCUAUAGGCAAUGGCCUUAUAUGGCACACCAUUCAUAAUACUAUAGAAGACUGGCCU
Molecule: messenger RNA, 1149 nt
Organism: Brenthis ino (lesser marbled fritillary)
Lineage: Eukaryota; Metazoa; Arthropoda; Insecta; Lepidoptera; Nymphalidae
Source: the annotation of a GenBank genome assembly